Lodderomyces jiufengensis is the source of this 645-nucleotide messenger RNA. It is a transcript of the gene MAD2, whose product is annotated as spindle checkpoint protein. Gene Ontology annotation, biological process: mitotic spindle assembly checkpoint signaling. Lineage: Eukaryota; Fungi; Ascomycota; Pichiomycetes; Serinales; Debaryomycetaceae. The transcript has a single exon. The coding region runs from base 1 to 645 and encodes 214 amino acids. The record is from RefSeq and is a predicted model, not a curated record. Gene Ontology annotation, cellular component: kinetochore; nucleoplasm; cytoplasm.
AUGUCAUCAACUAAAGUAGAAUCAUCGUCAUCACAAAAACUAGCAUUAAAAGGUUCAUCAAAAAUAGUAUCAGAUUAUUUUGAGUUUGCAAUUAACUCAAUAUUAUAUCAAAGAGGAAUAUAUCCACAAGAAGAUUUUAAAAUUGUUAAAAAAUAUGAUUUACCAAUGAUUAUAAAUAAUGAUGAAGAUGUAUCUAAUUAUAUUGAAAACAUAAUGAAACAAUUAAAAAAAUGGAUUUAUGGUAAAAAAAUUACAAAAUUAAUCGUGGUAAUAAUAUCGAAAUCAACUGGUGAAAACUUAGAAAGGUGGGAAUUUAAUAUAGAAAUUAAAGAUAAUGAAGAACCAACACAACAAGAAGAAGUAUCACCAAAAGACAAGUCUGAAAUUCAAAAAGAAAUAAGAGCAAUAAUAAGACAAAUUACAUCAAGUUCAAGUUUUUUACCAAUUUUAAAGAAUGAUGAAUAUACUUUUAAUGUACUAGUAUAUACUGAUUUAAAUCAAACAAAUAAUAUACCUUUACAAUGGCUAGAUACUAAUGGUGAUGGUAGGUUUUUAACUGGUGACAAUAUUGAUAAAAUCGAAUUUUCAUCUUUUAGUACUGAUUUGCAUAAAGUUAAUACCUCAGUUAGUUAUAAGUUUGAAUAA